AUGCUAGAUCAGGAAACUCCGCCUCCACACGGCGGAACCGAAAACUCGACGGCUACUUUCGAACAACUGCAAACUUUCCAAGAGACUGACAACUAUCCCGAAGGAGGCUGGAAGGCAUGGUCGGUUGUGUUCGGAGCAUGGUGCGCCAUGAUUCCUUCCAUGGGUCUACUAAAUAGCCUUGGAAUCCUCCACGCAUGGACCAGCACACAUCAACUUAAAGAGUAUUCUGAGUCCAGCAUUGGCUGGAUAUUUGGUGCUUAUGGCUUUUUCUUAUACUUUGCAGGGGCCCAAGCGGGUCCAAUUUUCGAUGUAUACGGGCCGCACUAUGUCAUCAUACCAGGCUCUUUCGGUAUGGUGAUAGCUCUGAUAUGUUUCAGCUUCAGCGAAGAAUAUUACCAGAUAUUCCUUUCCUUCAGCGUGCUAGGAGGUCUUUCAGCUUGCACACUCUUCACUCCAGCUGUUUCGGCAGUUGGUCAUUGGUUUAAUGUGCGAAGGGGGUAUGCUACAGGCAUUGCGUGCACAGCUGGUGGCGUAGGAGGGGUUAUAUUUCCCCUGAUAAUUCUCUUCGCGGCCCCCAAGAUAGGAUUCCCAUGGGCGAUCCGAAUCAUUGCUCUUUUGAGUGUUGUCAUGUGUACCUUGGCAUGCUUUCUCCUGAAGGCCAGGUUGCCAGCAAACCUCAAAUCGGGUGCUACAGUCGAUUUUCACGCAUUGAAAGAUCCCCUCUAUUCUGUCACUACUGUCGCGGUCUUUCUGGUGGAAUUUGCAGUCUUUAUACCUAUAACGUAUAUUGCAUCGUAUGCCAUCCAUGUUGGAGUCAGCGACACAAUCGCAUACCUACUCAUCGCUUUCUUGAACCUGGGAGCCAUCCCCGGGCGCUUUUUACCUGGCUUGAUAGCCGAUCGACUGGGUCGUUUUAAUGUCAUGGUGCUGACAUCAUUUGUCUGCGCCGUAUUGACUCUCGCACUGUGGCUGAAAUCAGGCGACAAUCUCGCCGCACUCGUCUGCUACGCUGUGUUGUUUGGCUUCUGGAGCGGAGCAGCAAUUAGCCUGACGCCAGUGUGCAUCUCUCAGGUCUGCGCGACGCAGGAUUAUGGCAAGAGAAAUGGAACCACGUUCACGAUCGUCAGCAUUGGAACCCUUACGGGUAUCCCCGUCGCAGGGGCGAUCCAGCAGCGUGACGGAGGAGAUUACGGCGAUCUGAUCAUAUUUGGUGGUGUCCUCUAUCUUGCGGCUGCAAUGGCAUUUGCCAUAGCUAGAGGCGUUUGCUGCGGAUGGUCCUUCAAGACAAUAUUUUAG
Messenger RNA from Penicillium manginii, 1296 nucleotides. Its product is annotated as putative oxalate/formate antiporter. Gene Ontology annotation, biological process: transmembrane transport. NCBI's taxonomy places the organism in Eukaryota, Fungi, Ascomycota, Eurotiomycetes, Eurotiales, Aspergillaceae. Bases 1 to 1296 code for a protein of 431 amino acids. The record is from RefSeq and is a predicted model, not a curated record. Gene Ontology annotation, molecular function: transmembrane transporter activity. The transcript is spliced from 3 exons. Gene Ontology annotation, cellular component: fungal-type vacuole membrane.